This is a messenger RNA of Pieris rapae (cabbage white), 2769 nucleotides long. RefSeq lists its product as uncharacterized. The transcript is spliced from 14 exons. Gene Ontology annotation, cellular component: catalytic step 2 spliceosome. Bases 148 to 2706 code for a protein of 852 amino acids. The record is from RefSeq and is a predicted model, not a curated record. Gene Ontology annotation, biological process: negative regulation of RNA catabolic process; regulatory ncRNA-mediated post-transcriptional gene silencing. Lineage: Eukaryota; Metazoa; Arthropoda; Insecta; Lepidoptera; Pieridae.
AGGUGUCAUUUGUCACUUCUGACUUCUCAGCUCUCACAAGUCACAGUCACAGUGAUAAAAGUUUGUUUUGUAUUUAUGAAAUAAUAUUAUGAAAAUAUGUUCAGAACAUAAUUUGUUUGAAAAAGCGCAAGUUUGACUACCAGAGAUAUGUCUCUUUUCCCCGCUUACGGAGAACUUGUAGGUUUUAAAGAGGACCAAGUUUCAAAUGCAGAAAAUAGGCUGUCUUCUCAUGAAAUUACUGAGGCAAUGGAAGUACAGUUGCUGUCCAGUGAUGUUGAAGAAGAUACAGUGGCCCAUGAUAGAAGUUGUAAACCACUUUUACAGCCAACAUUAUCUUCAGAUGACUUUUAUUUAGAUUGCAAAGUGGACUAUGGAAAUUUGCAUGUUUCUACACUUUAUUAUCCAGGUAGACCACAAUACAACUACACUAACUCUGGUACAAUUGGAUCAAAACAAAGUAAAAAGGACGAAAAGAAAAGGUGGAAAAGAUAUUUUUCUAAAGAAAUAAUUGAUGAAUCUGGUAGUUUAACGGAGCGGCUCAUCGCCUACCGCAAGCUUCUAGCAGAGACGCCGGACGAUCUUCAGCUCUGGGAAGCCUACAUCGACUUCAGGGAGGUGUGCGAGAGCGUGGAGGGCGCCCUCGAAGCGGUGCGGGAGGCGGCCGGCCGCCUACCUGACUCCGUCCGCCUCAGGGAGAGGCUCUUCGACCUCAUGCAGACCGCGCUUCCUCGCCGGCGGUACGUCGAGGAGCUGCGGGAAUCGCUCCGGAAGGAGCGACGCCCGGCGGUCCGCACGGAGACGUGGGCCAGACUCGUCGCGGCCGCGGGGGCGGAGGGCGAGGCGACGGACACGGUGCGGGCGGCCCUGGCCGACUGCGGUCGACGCCCGGGCGCCUCGCUACGACUGCUGCACGCCUUCGGGCUCGGCCUGCGUUCGGCGGGGCUCUGGGAGAGGCUGGUGCUGGCCAUCGAGCUGCUCGUGGCCAUGAACCUUCCCUCGCCCGCCUUCCCGCCCGCGCCUUCAGACGCCGACGCGGCCGAGCGACGUCUGCUCGACCUCGAGGACGAGGCCGUCCGCAGCGGAUUGCCCGUCGGCGUGGUGUGGACGCGCGUGGAGCGAGCGCGGGCCGCGGCCCACUGGCGCCCGGCCGCCCCUCGCGCGUCGGACGCCGACCCGCAGCGCGCGCCCCUGCCGGCCGACGUGGCGGACCUGCUACUGCCCAUCGUCGGCGACGCCGACCUCGCCGGCCUCGCGGUGCGGCUGCUGUCGCUCGCCAAGGUGCCCCUGCUACCGGCGACGGAGGCGGCGGCGCGGGCGCUCGGCGAGCGGGACGGUACGGCGGAGGUCCUGCUCGCGCUCUCGGCGGAGCGGGCCCCGCGGGCCGACGAGCCGUCGACGGCGGCCGCUCUGGAGGCGCUCGCCGAUCCGCCGCACUACUUCGCCGACGACACCGGGUACGGCAGCUGGGUGUCGGGGCUGUGGGAGGCGUGCUGCUCGGCGUGCGGCGGCAACCGGCGCGAGGCUCUCGUCUGCUGGCGGCUGCGAUGGUUGCGGGCGCUGCUGCUGGCCGCGCCGCCGGACCGCCGCGCCGAGCGAGCCGCGCUGCGACGCCGGGCACGAGGCGUUCUGAAGCGGUCGGCGGCGACUUCGCCGACGGCGUUCGCCGAGUUCGCGCUGCUGGAGGCGGACGCGGCGCGCGGCGAGGGCGUCGAGGACGGCGCGGAGAGGGCGAGGGCGGCGGCAGCGCAUGCCCUGCGCGCCGCCAUCGCCGACGUCGACGCGCCCCCCGAGGACGCGCUCUACGUGGCCAGGGUGACGAGCGAAGUGUGCGGAGCGGAAGCCGGCGAGUGCGCGACGGUGUUCGCGGUGCUGCGCCGCCCGCCGCCGCCCAAGCUGGGCUUCUCGUCGCUCGACGCCGCUUCGAGGGCCGCCGCCCUCUCCGCGUGCGAGCAGCGAUGCGCCGAGCUGGAGCGGAGGCUGGGUGAAACGACGGAAGAGGAAACGACGGACUUGACGUCAUUUCUGCGCCCGAGCUCCACCGAGUGGGCGCGUGCGAGGGUCGCGCUCGCGUCGCCCGCUAGACGCCGCGAACUUCUCGCGCGACUGCUGCACGCGCAGGCGGACGUGGCCAACACCGAAGGCGAGGCCCUGCGAUACUACGAGGAGACCGCGAGCGAGCUCGUCCGGCGAGGCGCCGCCGCGGGGGCCGAACACCGCCUGGCGCGGCUCUUCCCCGGCAACGCGCACCUCAACCUCGCGAGCGCCUCCGCCCGUCGGACCCCGAGCGUGCAGUGGCGACUGAGCGCGGUGGCUCCUCCGCGGUCGCCGACGGCCGCCCUCGCCUCGCUGCUGCCGACCUUCCUGCGUGCGUCGCAUCGGGACUGGCCGCCAGUGGAAACUGCACGCGCGGUGCGAGCGGCCCGACGGGCGACCGGCGGAGCGGGUGGCGUGGCGAGCGGCGGAGCGGCGUGGGCGGCUAGGCUCGAGGCGGAGGCGCGAGCCGCCGACCCGAAGACCAAGCGAGCGCUGCUGACCGCGCUGCAGCUGACUCCACACGACAAGUGGCUGCACGUGCGAGGUGCGCGCUGCUGCGGCGAGGAGGCAGAGGUGUUGGCGGACGCGCUGCUCGAGAAGCAGCUGCGGCUGCACGCGCUGCCCGACGAGCUGCGGUCGCUCGACGGACCUCCGGCUUCGGAAGUCUCUUAGUUAUUCAUAAUAAAUAUUUUCUUUGAAGAAAUUUCAUCCUUCGGCAAUAAAUGUUUUCCUCGA